This is a messenger RNA of Mobula hypostoma (lesser devil ray), 8569 nucleotides long. RefSeq names its product M-phase phosphoprotein 10 (U3 small nucleolar ribonucleoprotein) (gene mphosph10). The transcript has 11 exons. The record is from RefSeq and is a predicted model, not a curated record. Gene Ontology annotation, biological process: rRNA processing. Lineage: Eukaryota; Metazoa; Chordata; Chondrichthyes; Myliobatiformes; Myliobatidae. The coding region runs from base 31 to 1965 and encodes 644 amino acids. Gene Ontology annotation, cellular component: small-subunit processome; nucleus; Mpp10 complex.
GGGGACUUCUAGCGGUGUGACUUUGCAAAGAUGGCGGUUUUGGGAGCGUGUGUUCGGCGGCUGGAGAGUGCGGUACAGCGGCCUGAAUUGUUACUGAGUGUGCAGGACAAACUGGCGUCGGAGUUCACUGCUCUCACAAAAGAGCUGUACGAUUUCCAGAAAACACAGGAGGCAGAUGGGGCUGCUGGAAGCCCAUUGCAAGAGUUGGUUGUGGAACAGUUUGAUGAAGAACAGAUCUGGCAGGAGAUUGAAUUGCAAAACCAUUCAGUACUAAACUAUUUCAAAGGGGCAGUGGCUUUCCUUCAUCGUGACAGUCUCAGCAAACUGAAUGGAACAGAAAAGGCAGCAAUUGACUCUCCUGUGGAAGAGUUAGAGAUAGAAGAUGAUCAUGAACUAGAAGAGAGCAGCGAUGAAGAGACAGAACUGAAAAGCAGGGAAGUUAGUGCACAGAAAUAUCUGUCUGAAGAGCUAACUGAUGAGGACUCUGACAUCAACUUUGACAUUGAUGAGCUUGCGACAAGGACUAAGCUGAAGAAGGAAAGCCCCAAACACCCAAGCUCUGAGUUAGAUGAUAAAUUUUUCAAACUUUCAGAAAUGGAAGCUUUUUUAGAGAAUGCUGAGAAGGAAGAAGCAAAUGUGGAGAGUUAUGAUGAAAUCAAUUAUUUUGAAGAUAUUCCUUCUGAAGAUGAAGAAAUUGUAAAAACAAAGACUAAGAAAAAGACUAAAAGUUCUAGGAACCUGAAAUACAAAGAUUACUUUGACCCGACUGAAUGUCAGGAACCUGCAGUAGAAGAUGGCAAAGCGGCAAAGCGAAAACUAAAGCCAGAAGAAUUUGGGAACAACCAGGAUCGAGAUGAAGACCAGGAGCAGAUAAAGAGAGGCAGAGAGGCUAAUGGAGUUUAUAAGAAAGUUAGCUUUGAUCUGUCUGAUGAUGAUGAAGAUGAUGACCUGGCCACUGUGACAGAAAAGAAGAAGCUGAAAGAUGAAAAAUCAAACUUUGAAAAACGACAAGAAAAGCUGAGAGCACAGAUUGAGCAGCUGGAGAAAUCCGCUCUGGAGCAGAAGCCAUGGCAACUCCUGGGAGAGGUCACCGCUCAGAAACGGCCUGAAAACAGCUUGCUGGAAGAGGACCUUCUCUUUGAUCAUACAGUUAGGAAGGCACCUGUCAUUACUGAGGAAACAACACUUCAACUGGAAGAUGUCAUUAUCCAGAGGAUUAAGGACCAGGCCUGGGAUGAUGUCUUGCGCAAAGAGAAACCAAAAGAAGAGACUUUUGAGUACAAAAAGCGCCUCACCUUGGACCAUGAGAAAAGUAAACUGAGUCUGGCUGCGGUCUAUGAGCAGGAAUAUCAAAAACAAACUCAGCAAAGGACUGAAGUGGAGGAAAACCAGCAGUACACGGAGAUCCAGAAAGCGAUGGAUUCUUUAUUCCUCAAAUUGGACGCUCUCUGCAACUUCCAGUUCACCCCCAAACCGCCUGUACCUGAGCUGAAGGUCGUCUCCAACCUGCCAUCCAUCAGUAUGGAGGAGGUAGCACCAGUGAAUGUCAGUGAGGCCACUUUGUUGGCACCAGAAGAGAUCAAGGAGAAGGGCCGAGCCGGGGUUCUCCAGGGAGAAAAUGAAAAGACACCAACAGACAAAAAGCGGGAGAGGAGACAAAAGAAGAAGCUGAAACGUCUGAGAAUACGGGCAAAAGAAAUGCGUCAGAAAAGUCUAGAAAAGCAGAACGUGAAAAUGAGCAAUAAAGAAGAGAAGAAAAUGAAUGUUCAGAAAGCACAGAAACUGGCUCAGCAAGGAAGGGUGCUACUGCUGAAGGAUGAAGGUAAAGACAAAACUCUGCGUUCAUCGAAAGCCUUCUUCUCCCAUUUACAAGACCAAGUGAAAGCUGAACUUAGUGGAGUCAAAGCUGCAGGCAAGAAGAAGAAUAAGCUUGGGAAACUUUCAGCAAACAAAUUGAAACUUUAAUACAGAUUCCUUCACAUGAUCAAGGCAGUGACAAUCCCACCGUGGUGCAACAUUGCUUUCCAAAGCCUAUUUUUAUUCAAAACAGGCUGCUUUCUAAAGAAGUACUACUUUUUUACUGUUUUUCACAGAAGACUACAUGUUGGACUCCUGAGUCUCUGAAAGAACUUUACCAGGCACAAUGGAAUAUCUGAACUAAACAAAAAUACAAACACUGACCAUGUCAGAUGGCUUCUGUGCAGUGAAUGAGAGGUAUUUCUGGUUGCUGACCUUUGAGCAGAAACAAAAUGUUAGAGAUGGAGAGGAAAAUAACAUCGUGGUCUGGGAUGAGGUGGAAAACAACAGAAAUGGAACAUUUACUAAACUUGGCAGUGCACACCAAUGUGACACAAAGCAGUGUUGUUUUCUGUGUUGGAUUGUAGCUUCCUAGUAGCAGUUUCUGCAGAUUGAUGGAUGGGAACCUGAGCAGCAGAUCAUGUGUUCAGAACAGUUUGUUUGGCUCACUGCAUUCAAUCACACAUUCAUUUUGUCCCAACACAGUAGGACAUUUGUAUUUGAUAACCCAAUCAGUAUGUGUACAUUCCAUUUGGAGUGUUGAAAUCUUUUUAAAAGUUUAAACUUUUUGUAUAAUUGAGAGAAUUUGAAGUUGUAUCUUGCCCACUAUCAAUGAAGAUUUGUUCAUCAGAUUUGUAUACAGUUUUUUUCUGUUUGAAGUUAGAAACAGGCCCAGGCUAUUAGACUUCUGACUAUGGUAAUGUCUGAUCUACAAGUCUGUGCCACAUCCUCAUUCCUCUGAUUUCUCUACAAUCUGAAAACCUGUCGUUCUGCCUUGAAUGUAAUUGUGACUGAGCAAAGAGAACCUUGUGGAUUCUUUAAAGAGUCCAUCAUAGGUUCAUCAAAGAUUCAUUGACCUCUGCAUGAAGAAAUUUCUUCCUGUCUCUGUCCCUGAAUGACCAUCACCUUAUUUGAAGAUGGUGACCACUGUGUAGAAAUUCCAACAUGGGGAAAUACUGCUAUGUGCACCAUGUCAAAUUGGAUAAUCUCUCACAAAACAGAAGGGUACAGGCCUAUCUAUGAAUUCUCCCCUUAUACAGCAAACUCCCCAUCUCAUGAAUCAACUUAGUGGACCAUCACUUCCUCCAUCCAUACAUCCUCCUUGUAUACAGAGACCAAAUCUGGCCACAACACCCCAGAAGUCGCCUACAAAGGGCUUCACAUAAUGGGAGUAAGAAGUCUCAACUAUUGUAUUCAGUUCCUCUUGAAAUAAAGCCCAACUUGCUGAGCAACACACAUCGAAUGGUGGAGAAACUCACCCAGUGAGUUGGCAUCUAUGGAGGGGAAUUGACAGUGGAUGAUUUGGGCUGAGACCCUUCGUCAGGUCUGGAAAAGAAGGGAGAAGAGGCCAGAAUAAGAAGGUGGAGGCAGGGGACAAAGUACAAGCUGGCAGGUGAUGGGUGAGACCAAUUAAGGGGAUCGGUGGGUGGGGAAGGGGGAAGAAACAGAAGAUCAUAGGAGAUGGGAGCAGUAAUAGGCUAUUCAGCCCAUUGAAUCUGCUCCGCCAUUUGACCAUGGUUGAUCCAUUUCUCUCACAACCCCGUUCUCCUUCUUUCUCCCCGUAACCUUUCAUGCCCAGGCUAACCUCUGCCUUAAGUAUACUCAAUGACUUGGUCUCCACUGCCUCCUGUGACAACAAAUUCCACAGAUUCACCUCCCUCUGGCUAAAGAAAUUCCUCCUCCUCUCCAUACUAAAUUCUGAGGCUAUGCUGUCUGGUCCUAGACUCCCCCACUAUAGGAAAUAUCCUCUCCACCUCCACUCUAUCGAAGCCAUCCCUCAUUCUUCUAAAUUCCAGUGAGUACAGGCCCAGAGCCAUCAAACACUCCUCAUAUGAUAAGUUUCUCAUUCACAGAAUCCUUUUUUGUGAAGCUCCUUUGAAUUCUCUCCAAUGUCAGACAAGGGGCCCAAAACUGCUCACGAUACUCCCAAGUUAGGCCUCACCAGGGCCUUAUAAAGCCUCAGCAUUACAUCCUUGUUUUUAAUAUUCUUGGCCUCUCUUAAUGAAUGGUAACAUUGCAUUUGCCUUCCUCACCACCGAUUCAACAUGCAAGUUAACCUUUAGGGAAUACUGCACAAAAACUCCCAAGUCCCUUUACACCUCAGAUAUUUGAAUUUUUUCCCUUUUAGAAAAUAGUCUACACUUCUAUUCCUUCUACCAAAAUACAUGCCCAUACACUUCCUGAUACUGUAUUCCAUCUGUCACUUCUUUGCCUAUUCUAAUCUAAGUCCUUCUGUAGCGCCUCUGCUUCCUCAACACUACCUACCCCUCCACCUAUCUUCGUAUCAUCCUCAAACGUGGCCACAAAUCAUUGACAUACAAUGUAAAAAGAAUCAGUCCCAUCACCAACCCUUGUGGAACACCACUAGUCACUAGUGGCCAUCAGAAAAGGCUCCUUUUAUUCCCACUCUUUGCCUCCUGCCUAUCAGCCAUUGCUCUAUCCAUUCUGGUAUCUUUACUGUAAUACCAUGGACUCUUAUCUUGCUAAGCAGCCUUGUGCGGCACCUUGUCAAAGACCUUCUGAAAAUCCAACUGAUUUUUCAUGCAAGAUUUUCCCUUGAGGAAUCCAUGCUGAUGUUGGCCUACUUUAUCAUGUGCUUCCAGGUACCCUGAACCCUCAUCCUUAACAAUUGACUCCAACAUCUUCCCAGCCACUGUGGUCAGGCUAACUGGUUUGUAAUUUUCUUCCUUCUGCCUCCCUCCCUUGUUAAAGAGUAGAGCAACAUUUGCAAUUUUCCAGUCCUCUGGAACCAUGUCAGAAUCUACUGAUUCUUGAAAGAUCAUUACUAACGCCUCCACACUCUCUUCAGCUACCUCUGUCAGAACCCUGAUUUACCUCACAGAAUCCUGGGGUGUAAACCAUCUGGUCAAGGUGACUUACCUACCUUAAGACCUUUCAGCUUCUCAAGCAUCUUCUUUCUAGCAGUAGUAACUGCAUUCACUACUGCCCCCUGACACUAUCAAACUGUGAGUGUCUUCCACAGUGAAGAUUGAUACAAAAUACUUAUUCAGUUUGUCUGCCAUUUGUUGUCUCAUUACAAUCUCUAGUGUCGUUUUCCAGCGGUCCAAUAUCUACUCUCGCCUCUUUUUACUCAGUUUUUAAAAAAUCUUUUGGUGUCCUCUUUGAUAUUAUUGGCUACUUUAAUUUAUAUUUCAUCUUUUCACUCAUUAUGUUUUAUUUGCUUUCUUUUGGUUUUUAAAAGCUUCCCAGUCCUCCAACUUACCACUAAUGUUUGCUUUAUAAUAUGCCUUCUCAUUUAAUGUUGGCUUUGACUUCCCUUGUCAACGUCCUGCCUUUAGAAUACUACUACUUCUUUUGUAUGUAUCUAUCCUGCACCUUCCGAAUUGCUUCCAGAAACUCCAUCCAUCGUUGCUCUGCCAUAAUCCCUGCUAGUGUCCCCUUACAAUCAACUUUGGCCAGACCCUCUCUUGUGCAUCUAAAAUUCCCUAUACUCCACUGUAAUAUUGAUGCAUCUGACUUUAGCUUCUCCGUCAAAUUGCAGAGCAUAUUCUGUCAUAUUUUGAUCACUGCCUCCUAGUAUGAUCCUUUACCUUAAACUCCCUAAUCAAAUUCUCUUCAUUACACAAUACUCAAUCCAGAAUAACUGAUCCCCUAAGUAGGCUCAAAUACAAGCUGCUGUAAAAGGCCAUCUCAUAGGCAUUCUACGAAUUCUGUCUCUUGAGAUCCAAAAUCAGUAUCAAGCUGAUUUUUCAACUUUACAUAUAUAUUGAAAUUUCCCAUGACUAUUGUUACAUUGCUCUUUUGACAUGCAUUUUCUAUCUCCUAUUGUAAUUUGUCACCCAUAUCCUGGCUGUUGGAGGCCUAUAUAUAACUCCCAUCAGGGUCUUUUUACCCUUGCCAGUCCUUAACACUACCCACAAUGAUUCUACACCUUCUGAUCCUAUGUCACCUCUUUCUAAUGAUUUGGUUCAAAUUUUUUACCAACAGAGCCACUCUACCCCCUCCGCUUACCAGCCUGUCCUUUGUAUCCUGGGAUGUUAAGCUUCCAACUAUAAUCUUCUUUUAGCCAUGAUUCAGUGAUGCCCACCUGCCAGUCUGUAACUGCUACCUUAUUCUGUUUUCUGCAUGCAUUCAAAUAUGACAUCUUCAGUCCUGUAUUUGUCACCCUUUUCAAUGUUGUCCCCGUUACACUGUCACUCAUCCCAUUGGCUGCAAUUUUGCCCUGUUAUCUGUCUGUCCUUCCUGACAGUCCCACUACACACUGCAGCUAGUAAUAUACCAUCUGCCCUACCCUCAGUCCUAUCAUUCUGCGUCCCACCUCCCUGCUAAAUUAGUCUAGGGCCGCUCCAACAGCUCUAGCAAACCUGCCCGCAAGAAUAUUAGUCCCUCUCGGGUUCAGGUGUAACCAGUUCCUUUUGUACACAUCAUACCUUGCCCAGAAGAGAUCCCAAUAAUCCAGAAAACUGAAACACUGCCCCCUGCACCAAUUCUUCAGCCAUACAUUCAUCUGCUAUCAUCCUAUUCUUACUCUCACCAACACUUGGCACAGGCAAUCCAGAGAUUACUGGCUCGGAGGUCCUGAUUUUCAGCUUUCUAUCUGGCUCCUGAAAUUCUCUCUUCAAGACCUCCACCCUUUUCCUACCUAUGUCGUUGGUGCCAAUGUGUAUCAAGACUUCUAUCUGCUCACCCACCCCCUUUAGAAUGCUGUGGACCGGAUCCCUGGCACUUGGGAGGUAACAUACUAUCCAGCUGUCUCUUUCACAUCCACAGAAUCUUGUGUUUACUCCUCCAACUAUAGAAUCCUCUAUCACUACUGCAGUCCUCUUCUCCCCCCUUUUGAGCCAUAGCAGCAGACUUAUUGCCAGAGACUCAUUCACUGCGGCUCCGCCCGGUUGGUCAUCCCCCUUAACAGUAUUCAAAGCAGUAUACUUAUUGAGGGGAAUAGCCACAGGGGUACUCUGUACUGGCUGUCUAUUUCCCUUCCUUCUCCUGACAGUCACCCCAGUACCUGCCUCCUGCAACUUAGAGGAGACACCCUCCCUGUAGCUCCUAUCUAUCAAGUCCUCAUUUUCCUUGUGCAAGACUCCCAGAAAGUUGAUUCUCAGGAUGAGUCUGUGGUAAAGAAGGCAAAAGGAAUGUUGGCAUUUAUUUCAGGGGGAAUAGAAUAUAAAAACAAGGAGAUGAUGCUGAUGCUUUAUAAGACACUAGUCAGGCUGCACUUGGAGUAUUAUCAACAGUUUUGUGCCCCUUGUCUCAGAAAGGAUGUGUUGUCAUUGGAGAGAGUCCAGAGGAGAUUCACGAGGAUGAUUCUGGGAAUGAAGGGGUUAACACGAGCAUUUGGCAGCUUUGGGCCUGUACUCACUGGAAUUUAGAGGAACGUGUGGGGAUCUCAUUGAAACCUGAUUGUUGAAAGGACUAGAUAAGGUGGAUGUGGAGAGGAUGUUUCCUAUGGUGGGGGGUCUCCAGAACUAUAGGGCACAGGCUCAAAAUUGAGGGGUGGCCUUUUGGAACAGGGUAAGACCAUAAGACAUAGGAGCAAAAUCAGGCCAUUCAGCCCAUUGAAUCUGCUCCAGCAUUCCAUCAUGGCUGAUCCCAGGUCCCACUCAACCCUACACACUUGCCUUCUCACCAUAUCCUUUGAUGUCCUGGCUGAUCAGGAAACUACCAACUUCCACCUUAAAUAUACCCACAGACUUGACCUCCACCACAGUCUGUGGCAGAACGUUCCAUAGAUUCACUACUCUCUGGUUAAAAAAAAAUUCUUACCUUUGUUCUGAAAGGUCACCCCUCAAUUUUGAGUGGAAUGGCAGUUGCAAUCUUCCAGUCCUCUGGGACCAUACCAGAAUCAAAUGAUUCUUGAAAGAUCAUGACCAAUGCAUCCAUUAUGUCUUCAGCAACCUCUCUCAGGACUCUGAUAUGUAGACCAUCUGGUCCAGGUGAUUUGUCUACCUUAAAAACCUAGCACUUUUUCCCUUUGUCAUGGAAAUGGCACUCACUCCUGCUCCCUGACACUCAUGGACCUCUGGUACACUGCUAGUUUCUUCAACAGAAAAGAAUGAUGCAAAGUACCCAUUAAGUUCAACUGCCAUUUCCUUUUCCUUUACUACCUCAACAGCAUCAUUUUCCAGUGGUUCAAUUUCAACUCUCACCUCCAUUUUACUCUUUGUAUAACUGAAAAAAACUUUUAGUAUCCGGCUUUAUAUUAUUGGCUACUUUUCCCUUCAUUGUAGCUUUUUUUAAAAUUGUGUUUUGAUGGAUUUUAAAAGCCUCCCAAUCAUCCAACUUCCCACUCACUUUUGCUAUCUUAUAUGCCCUUUCCUUUUACAUAGUCCUUAAAUUCCCUUAACAACCAUGGUUGCUUACCCCUAUCAAUUGAGAACAACUACUUCUGUGGGACAUGUCUAUCCCGUGCCUUGUGGACUAUUCCAGAAAACUUCAGGUAUCUCCACUCUGUCGUCAUCCCCGCCGGUAUUCUCCUCCAAUCCACCUGGGCAAGCUCUUCUCUCAUGCCUCUGUAAUUCCCUUUAUUUUUUUUUAAGUCAAAGAGUGGUGAAUCUGUGGAAUGCUCUGCCACAGAAUGCAGUGGAGGCCA